UUGAACCCACGCAUACCAGAGCGCUUUGGUUACUCUAAUUAUUUUCCUUGGGUUCCAAUUUUUAGGAGUGAGUUGCAUCUGAAGAUCGAGCAGGCCUCAUUUACCAUCAGUUUUGAAAAGGUUUCAUACUUGUCCAUGGCCGGUAAAUGAAAUACCAACCACCGCUGUGACUGUGACUGUGACUGUGACUGUGACUGUGAUUGCUAAAGCAGGAACUGAAAAAUCAAAGCCAUGAAUUAAAUUUAGAAUUGAUUGGUCCCUUUGCUUGUGCCAGCCAACUUUGGAAAUAUAUGCAUUACGAUGGUAGUUGAGAACUCUGUAGUGCUUUUAGUCUUCGCAUUAGCUAUUUUGUUGAUUGCUCCAUCCAUUCCUUAUAUAUAAAUAUGUACAUGCGUCGGAAUCAAAGACAAAUUCUUGAAACUGAGCCCAUAGUCAAUGGAGGACUUGACCAAUGCAUUACACAAGAAUCCUGUAGACACUGCAGAUGGCUUGCCCUCGCUGGAUUGGAUAACUAGACUGAAGAUUGCAACUGGUGUGGCUGAGGCUAUGUGCUUCCUUCAUGAUGAGUGUAGCCCGCCAUUAGUGCACAGAGAUGUCCAAGCAAGCAGUGUCCUUCUCGAUGAUAAAUACGAAGUGCGACUUGGGAGUAUGAGUGACAUAUGCGUCCAGCAAAGUGGGGGAAGCCAGAAUGUCUUCUCUCGGAUAUUGAGAUCAUCAAAGUCUCUCGACAAGCACACAUCAGGUCCACCGGCCACUUGUUCCUACGACGUCCUGUGCUUUGGCAAGGUGCUGCUGGAGCUGGUGACCGGCAACUUCGGCAUCAGCGGGUCGAACGACGCCGCCUCCGAGGAGUGGCUGGCGAACACGCUGAGCAAGAUCAACGGCGGCGACAAGGCGAGCAUCACGAGCAUCAUCGACCCGCUGCUCGUCGUCGACGAGGACCACCAGGAGGAGGUGUGGGCGGUGGCGAUCAUCGCCAAGACCUGCCUGAGCGCCAAGCCCUCAGGUCUGGCAGGGCUCCUCCCGGUCCAACUCGGCGCGGCUGCGGAGCUCGUCGUCGCGGAGCUCGUGGCAGUCCGUGUUCCAGGGGAACCACCACCACCGGGCGCACAGCCUGGACCGGCGGCACUCGGCGCGGUCGCACGGGAGCGCAGGCAGUGGGGAGGGGUCCUUCUCGUUCUCCGUGCAAUUGGCGGUUGA
Panicum virgatum (switchgrass) is the source of this 1200-nucleotide messenger RNA. RefSeq names its product probable LRR receptor-like serine/threonine-protein kinase At2g16250. The record is from RefSeq and is a predicted model, not a curated record. Gene Ontology annotation, biological process: protein phosphorylation. The transcript has 5 exons. The coding region runs from base 436 to 1200 and encodes 254 amino acids. Gene Ontology annotation, molecular function: ATP binding; protein kinase activity. Lineage: Eukaryota; Viridiplantae; Streptophyta; Magnoliopsida; Poales; Poaceae. Gene Ontology annotation, cellular component: plasma membrane.